AUGGGAAACUGGUAUUGGACGGACCUCUUACCUAUUCUUUAUAUUUGUUUUACAGUAAUUGGCUACUCAUCCCUGUUCCUCGUCUCAUGGGUCAACUGUCAUUUGAUAUACGAGCGAGCCCUUGUACAGUCAAUCUACCGUGUCCCUAAGAUCAGUCAUCUGGGCGCCGAGCAGCCAGAGCUUCAGUUCUUCGCGUUUUUAUGCAUUCUGCAGGCAUGGUCCUUCGGGAACAUGGUCCACUACGUCUACAACGUCUGGAAACUCGUCAUUCCAAAACAUAAGCUCAUUCAAAUCGCUUACUGGAUGGGAAUGAUGUCCGUGAUGGGACUGGUGCUGAUCGGCUGUUUUCAAGUCAACCAAGCCGCUGACAUUCACUUUUCCGGCGCUUUUCUUUGCUUCAUCCUGGGCGGCUUCUACUUUUGCAUCACCACGCUUAUUACAUGCUCGCUUCAGACUAAAUGUGCUUACUUCAAGAGAAUUUACAGGUGGCGUCUGUUACUGACAGGGUUGAUCCUCGUCUGCAUCGCUGUCUUGAUCAUCACCAUGGUCGUCAAGCAACACAUAUAUAACGCGCAGGGCGAGAUGGAAACCGUCACAGAACUCAUCCAGGGCUGCAACAACAUCACUUACGAAAAGAUGACGGAGGGCUACUACACUUGGGAAAUGUAUUCUUCAAUGACGGAGUGGAUCUCUUGCUUCAUCUAUCUUCUGUAUGUUUACACGUACCGGCACGAAGUGAAGCUGAUCGGCAGAUCAAAGACGACCAUUGCAAUCAAACAAUCGAUGCAAUUUACGCAAAUCCCCAGCAGCCCAAAUGAAUCGUGUUCGCAAAAGGUGCCUGGUCGCAACGGCUGGAGCGACGACGACGCUUCAAAGGAAACGACGGAUGCCCUGUUGACCGGGGGCGAGUUGCCCGCCCAAAACAUUUCCAUUUGA
Molecule: messenger RNA, 936 nt
Organism: Oikopleura dioica
Lineage: Eukaryota; Metazoa; Chordata; Appendicularia; Copelata; Oikopleuridae
Source: the annotation of a GenBank genome assembly